CUUCUGUGUGUGUACUGUGAAGUAAGACCCGAAAAGAUAUCAAACCUAGCUAAUUCCUACGGAGACUGACAUUCAUUGUUAACGUUUAAACGUGAGCUCAGAGUGAACUCUGGGAGGUUCUGGGCUUCUGGGUCAUGUACCGGCCGGACCAACCUGAGCAGAGGCCGCGGGUGCCGUUUGGUUCUCCACCGCCCCUCGGUCUGCAUGUCAGACCCCCGGUGGCCUGUCCCCCGCCUCACCCUGGACACGGCGGCCCGUUUUCGGAGAACCGUUUUCUGUUCAGCAGGCUGCCAGCAAGCCACUUCGUCAGUCCCCAUUGUAGCAACUUCCCUAUAGACCAUAGUAUAGUGGGAGGCAACCAGCAGCUUGUUCCUUCGGCAGAACUGCAACAUCAUCAGGCCCCCCUGUGGAAUCCUUUAAUUGUGAAACGCCACCCUCAAGACAACAGUGAUCGGGCUGGAGAGGAAUUUCUGAGAUGCCUUGCGGCCAACAAACCUCUACCAGACUAUCUCAAAGGGAACAUGACAUACAAUUUGUUGGAUGCAUUGAAGUCUGCUAAAGACCUGAAAGAAGCAGUCAAAGGAGAUCCACAGUUCCAGAAGCACGCUGGCAGGAACAAGAGUCGAAGCAGAAGUCGAAGUCGGGGCAGAAGUCGAGGGAGGUCUCGAGCCAAAAGCCGACCAAGAAGCAAAAGCAGGGGAAGAAGCAGAAGUAUGGGAAGAAGCAAAAGCUGUGUGCGUGGAAAGAGUCGAGCUAGAAGCAAAAGUAGGGCUCGCAGUCGAAGCCGAAGUCAGAGCAAAAAGAGUCACAAACGAAGUAAGAGCAAAGUCAGAAGGUCUAAGUCCCGUAGUGCCAGUAUUGAAAAAAAGAGGAAGAGGAGCCCUGUGCAUAGUAGUAGCAGUGUUGGCAGCAGCAGUAACAAUUUGACAGAAAAUAGUUUGUUGGAAGGACUGAAGAUGGUGAUAAAGAGCAAAGAUUUGGAAGAACGGUUACCAGCGCUCAAAGAUGCCAUCCUUGGUAUUCAGGUCUCUGAUGAAACCAAGAAGCUGGAAAGUACCUCUGCUAAGUGUAAGAUUGAGAAGCGGAGCAGCCUGGACAUUAUGACAUCGAUGGAAAGCGACAGCAUGUUGCUUCCUCAUGAGAGAGUUGGCAGUGACUUUUCUUGGCUCAAUGACAACGGUCAGGAGAACCUGUCCGUUCAGAAGGCUAGUGAGCUGGAGGAUGAGGAGUCUUUCCUGUAUGGGGCUGAACCACCUCAGAAUGGAGGCCAUGUCAAAGUGGACAAAAACCAUUCUUCUGGUGUUGGCCGUCACCAGAACACGUCCCUGUUCAGUGGGCUCAAUAAUUUGGUUGAUCCAAAACCCCCCCAACAGAUAUCUUUAUCGACUUUCUCCUCCGUCAGUCUGGAUAGCAUAGAAUGUGAGAAAAUCAAGAAUAUAUUAAGCAACCUGGGUGGAAAAUCAGAUAUUGGCAAGAUGCUGAUGAAGACUCAAGGCCAAAAGGAGGGCAGUGAGGCGUCUGGUGCACUAUUCAGUUCUGACACAGCAGCAGAGACACUGAGUAACCCAAAUGUACGGAAAGCUCUGGAGUCUCUGCAGUCUCUGAUCAAAGCAACAAAGGAGAAACGGACAAAAAGUAACGACCAGUCCCUGACCUCGUCUGAUAAACACAAGUCAGGUGACCAAGGUGACAAGAAAAGAGCUAAAAUGAAGCAAAUUGAAUCCCUAGCGGCAGAAAUUGAGGAGUUGCUUAGACACGAAGGACUGGGUUUUAUUUCCCCAGUGGUUGGGUUUUACUGCCAGAAAUGUCAGGAGUUCAUUGGAGAUUUGAAUUCUGCUGAAAACCAUGCAACUUUCCACCAAAGUUGGCUGGACAAGCAUACUAGAGACAGCAAAGGUCACAGCAGCAGCACCAGCAGCCAACCCUCCCAUUCAGCCUCCUGGAGUGACAGAGACCUUCAGAGGAAUUGGAAGGAUGAGAAGGAGCACCGGAGCAGCCAACGAGACAGCAGGCCUGAGCAGGCAAACAUCUGCUUUAAGGAAGAGAUGAAGAAGGAGAGGAUGCUCAUAACCGUCAGCAGAGGGCUAACGCCUCCACCUCAAAGUGUCGCUGUGAAACAGGAGAACAAGGAGCACGGGAAAGAAAAACCAGACAGCAGUGAUAAAUCGUCCAAAACCAGCAGAGAGAAACACAAGACGGAAAAUUCUGAGAGCUGUGACAGCAGCGAAGAAGAGAAAUCACCUAAAGUCAAACAUUCUAAAAAGAAGAAGAAGAAGGAGAAAAAGAAGAAGAAGAAGAGUAAGAAUUAAUGUUUGUAGAGUACGGGUUUCUAGGAAUGCUGGUUCAUCGCUGCAGCUCAACGUUAAAACUUUCAGGUCUUAAAUUUCGUCAAAAAACCUCUUUCUGUAUUGUUGUUUCUUUUGUUCUGAUCUGAGAAGAGAGUUCACCUUAAAAAUCCCAAAUUUAUUUUGCUGCAUUGGUAAGUUCUCCUGCACAAAGAAAAAACAUAUAGAAGUAUCUGUGUGUGUUACAGAGAGGGAUGUUGGUGGGAGUCACAACCUGGAUUGGAGUUUUGAGGCAGAUGCAUUUAAUUCCCUUCUUUUCAGAUGUUUGUCUUUUUAUCUUUAUUCCUCAGUCUGCAGUUUUAACAUGGAACUUGGUGUUGGCUGACGGUAGGAAGGUCUCCAAAAUGUCGUACCAUCCUUGCUUUCUGACUCCACCGUGUAAACACAUUGAUCUUUACUGGCUCCGUUUAUGUACUUAAACAUUACAACUGGCUAAUUGUCGUCACAUUUAUUAUGAGUAUUUUCCAAUUCUUUAUUUUCCUAUUUUUAUCAGAACUCCCAACAUGACACGUGUCUGUAUCUUGUGAGAUUGUAAAUAAAGAAACCAAACCUUUUUAAUAAAAUGUGUUAAACGUCGGA
This is a messenger RNA of Xiphophorus maculatus (southern platyfish), 2924 nucleotides long. RefSeq lists its product as uncharacterized. NCBI's taxonomy places the organism in Eukaryota, Metazoa, Chordata, Actinopteri, Cyprinodontiformes, Poeciliidae. Bases 135 to 2309 code for a protein of 724 amino acids. The transcript has 8 exons. The record is from RefSeq and is a predicted model, not a curated record.